CAAUCUCUACGAUGUUCAAUCCUUAUAAGAGUAGGAAAAUCAGACUUGACAUUAUAUAUAAAUCGAGUCCAAUUCCAAGAUCUAUACCUCUAAAAUUACAAUCAAUCUUUUAUUUGUUCUAAGCAAUUCUGGACGCUUCAAACCUUCAAAAUUUCCUCUUGUGCCUUUUAAAACCCUCUCAAUUCCUUCAAAAUCUUCCUCCGAUCACUCUGUUUCAAGCCUCUGAUCUCUUCACCUUCGAAUCUUUUUGCAAAUCAGAUCAUUUCUCAAAUACCCAUCUUUGAUUUUGUUCUUUUUUUACUAAAUUUUUCUGGGUUAUAGGGAAAUUCUGUUGGGUUUGUUUGUUUGAUGCUGUGUUGUGAUGAUGGAUAGUUGGAGAAGACAACCAAGAUCACAGAACAGAAAACCGCCUAUAGGUAAUUGGCAGCCAACUGUGCCUUCAUGGGAAAAGAAAUUUUGCACUGUGGUUGGUUCGGUUCCUUGGCGAAAGAUUGUAGAAACCAAGAAGUGUAUACACCUAUAUGACAACGUGUUAAAAUGGAAUGACUCUGCAGGUGAAGAGGCAUUCCACAAUGCCAAGAACCGUUUCUGGGCUGAGAUAAAUGGCUUUCCCUGUGACAUAUCGUUGCCCAAUCCCGACAUUCAUAUUGAUAAGAUAGAUUGGAAUUCAAACAUUGAUCCCGAGUUGCUAUUAGAUUUGGAACGUGAAUUUGUGGUACCAGAUGAUCAAGAAAAACGUGAGCAGGUUGUGAUUAUCGGUGAACCUCUUGUCCCAAGUGAGUCAUUCUCUCCGGCUGGUUGGGGAGAUGCUGAAGUGGAUGUGAAGAAGGCAACCAAUUCAACCUUGGAAAAUAAGGGAAGUCCAUGGGAGCUCAAUUGUGCUCAAGAUAAUGAACCCAUUCAAGCGACUGGAUGGGGUGAAAUUUGGAAUAAUCCCAGGGAAAGGAAUCAUUGGGAGGGUAAUAAUUACGGGUCUGAUAACUCAAGGUUUCAUGGUAGGCACAACAUGUCAAGGUAUAAAACCUCGAGGUUUCAUGGUGAUGACAAUCUUGCAAAUCGGGAAUGGAGGAAUGGAAAUGGCAAGAAGAGGGCAAAUUUUGUUCACGAACAAUCAUUUACAGAUAAAAGACCCGCGUCAAGGCAGUGGAACGGGAUGAAUGCAUGCGGACCAAUAAGCCACCAUGGAUCGUCCAAGCCAGGAGAUCAGUGGAGUUGGGAGAAAUCAGUUUCUUGAAUGUGAAGCAAAAUAACAAAAUGUUCUUUGGUUCAUUCUAUUCUAUUAUUUUUAUUGUGUGUUGGAGAGAAUGGUAAAUAAUACAAUUUAUAUUUUUGUAGUUUGUUUAGGAAGAGUUCCUCCUCUGAGAUUUUGAACAAUUUUUGCAGUGUCGGGGGAGGAUAUAUAUAUAUAUAUAUAUUCAAGUAAUGAGUGUGUUUUGGAGUUGCCAAUGCAUAUAAGUAUGAAUUUGUUAAUUUGAUCAGGCAGGUUAAUAAUAAGACCUGUUACCCACGAGGGUUAGUCUACUGCAUCAUUUACAAGUCUUUUUGGAAAUAUCAGCAAAGUUGUAUUCGUUUUUUUC
Camellia sinensis is the source of this 1577-nucleotide messenger RNA. RefSeq lists its product as uncharacterized. Lineage: Eukaryota; Viridiplantae; Streptophyta; Magnoliopsida; Ericales; Theaceae. The record is from RefSeq and is a predicted model, not a curated record.